ACAUAAAUUGAUGACGUAGACGCACUAUACACGGGAUUCCACAGGGCUAAAAUGGAGGAUGUUCCCCCUGAGAAGCAGACAGGCACCGGGUUUGAUGAAAGCAUUCAGACAGAGACGACAAGUGCAGGGACUGAGAAGCAGAGUGUACUACUUGCCAGUAAAAUGGAGUUUCCAGAACAGCCAGCAGUAAAUGUCACAGUGACCAGAGAUGACAGGACUGCAGAGAGAUCACUACCAAUGCUUUUUAAGAUUCGAGAAAACCAAUCCACAAUUCAAUGUACAGGUGGCAGUGGUGUAUUGCCUAGAGAGCCAAGCUAUCAGUUAGAACAGCAUAAUGACCACUGGCAUCCAGUGUAUAUAGACAGAAAUGCAGCCCCCACACCUCAUCUCUCUCACUGUCACACCAAACGCAAUGCAAGUACUUCACAACUUACGCAUUCUCAGAUUAAGCAAGUUUUUACCAAGCCAUCACAGUGGAAUGAUAGUCAACACACUGCAGCUAUGUCACAGUUGACAAGUUCCCAAUAUAAAGGACCUACAUGUGCAUCAUCAAAAAGUCGGGACAAAAUUUUCUGUCAGAAGAGAAUGUACAGUAUGAACCAGGAUUUUGUACUGAAAUGCUCCAAAAGUUGUGCCUGUGAUAAACCAAGCAUUGAAAAAUCAGACAGUGUGCCAUGGCCUGUGUGUCAUUGUGAAGAGAGGAAAAAAAGUGCAGCUUUGACAAAUGCUUGUCCAGGAUUUCAGAAACGUUUUCAAAAGGAAAAAGACAUGUUGUUGUCACACCCAACACAAUCGGACAACCAUGACAAGCCAAUGUCACACCUAACGCAAUAUCAUAUCAAUGAGCUGCCACAUAAUGUGCUGCUUAGAAUAUUCACAUGCCUCCCAUUACCAGAUUUGCUCUGCCGUGCUUCCCUUGUCUGUAAACUCUGGAGUACUCUGGCCAGAGACAGUGACUUAUGGAGGACAGUAAGAGUUAAAGGCUUUGUCAAGGUGGAUAAUGCUGUAUUAGAAAGACUGACAUCGUACAGUGAAAAUGUGUAUGAAGUGGACAUCACAGACUCUAGGCUAGUGAACAACAAAGGGGUGGCCUGUUUACUGAAAAACUGCAAGAGAUUGGAGGUCUUCAAGGCUUCAAGGUGCCAGCAGCUCUCAGACCAAGCUUUCUGUGAACUGAGUGACUGCAGGUUUUUAAAGCACCUCAACUUGGAGAACCUGCAUGCUUUAUCUGAUGUAGCACUGGCGAGGAUAUCCUGUAACUGCCCCAACCUGUCCCACAUUAGACUCAGCCAGGCACGAGAUAUAACAGACCACGGGGUCGUCCAGCUCUCUGAGGGGUGUCCACGGCUGAAGUCUGUUUGUCUUGACCAGUGCUUUUCUAUAAAGGAUCCUGGUAUUAUAAAGCUGACAGAACACUGCAGGAAUUUGGAAGAGUUAAGUUGUAUGUCAUGUGACUUGACAGACUGCAGUCUCUUUCACAUUGCUAAGCUUAUGUUCUAG
This is a messenger RNA of Lingula anatina, 1500 nucleotides long. RefSeq lists its product as uncharacterized. Gene Ontology annotation, cellular component: SCF ubiquitin ligase complex. NCBI's taxonomy places the organism in Eukaryota, Metazoa, Brachiopoda, Lingulata, Lingulida, Lingulidae. Gene Ontology annotation, biological process: SCF-dependent proteasomal ubiquitin-dependent protein catabolic process. Gene Ontology annotation, molecular function: protein binding. The record is from RefSeq and is a predicted model, not a curated record.